AUGGCGCCUGCUGUCGGUAUCGACUUGGGCACCACCUAUUCCUGCGUGGGAGUCUUCCGCGAGGAUCGGUGUGAAAUCAUUGCCAACGACCAGGGUAACCGGACCACACCCUCGUUCGUUGCCUUCACCGAUACAGAGCGUCUCAUUGGAGAUGCCGCCAAGAACCAGGUCGCAAUGAACCCCACGAACACAGUCUUCGAUGCCAAGCGUCUCAUUGGCCGCAAGUUUGCCGACCCUGAGGUCCAGGCCGACAUGAAGCACUUCCCCUUCAAGGUCGUCGACCGCGGCGGCAAGCCUGUCAUCGAGGUCGAGUUCAAGGGCGAGAAGAAGACCUUCACUCCCGAGGAGAUCUCGUCCAUGGUUCUGACCAAGAUGCGUGAGACGGCCGAGUCUUACCUCGGUGGCACCGUCAACAACGCCGUCAUCACUGUUCCUGCCUACUUCAACGACUCUCAGCGCCAGGCCACCAAGGAUGCCGGUCUCAUUGCGGGCCUCAACGUCCUUCGUAUCAUCAACGAGCCCACGGCCGCUGCCAUUGCCUACGGUCUCGACAAGAAGCUCGAGGGCGAGCGCAACGUCCUCAUCUUCGACCUUGGUGGUGGUACCUUCGAUGUGUCCCUCCUGACCAUUGAGGAGGGUAUCUUCGAGGUUAAGUCCACCGCCGGUGACACUCACUUGGGUGGUGAGGACUUUGACAAUCGCCUCGUCAACCACUUCGUGAACGAGUUCAAGCGCAAGUUCAAGAAGGACUUGUCCACCAACGCCCGUGCGCUGCGUCGUCUCCGCACUGCCUGCGAGCGUGCCAAGCGCACUCUCUCCUCGUCGGCCCAGACCUCGAUUGAGAUUGACUCUCUCUUCGAGGGUAUUGAUUUCUACACUUCCAUCACCCGUGCCCGCUUCGAGGAGCUCUGCCAGGAUCUGUUCCGCUCGACUCUUCAGCCUGUCGACCGCGUCCUGACGGAUGCCAAGAUCGACAAGUCGCAGGUCCACGAGAUUGUCCUUGUCGGUGGUUCGACUCGUAUCCCGCGCAUCCAGAAGCUUAUUACCGACUACUUCAACGGCAAGGAGCCCAACAAGUCCAUCAACCCCGAUGAGGCUGUUGCCUACGGUGCUGCCGUCCAGGCUGCCAUCCUGUCUGGCGACACCUCGUCCAAGUCGACCAACGAGAUUCUCCUGCUCGAUGUCGCUCCUCUGUCGCUCGGUAUCGAGACCGCUGGUGGCAUGAUGACCAAGCUCAUCCCGCGUAACACCACCAUCCCGACCAAGAAGUCCGAGGUCUUCUCCACCUUCUCGGACAACCAGCCCGGUGUGCUCAUCCAGGUCUACGAGGGUGAGCGUCAGCGCACCAAGGACAACAACCUGCUCGGCAAGUUCGAGCUCACCGGCAUCCCGCCCGCUCCUCGCGGUGUUCCCCAGAUCGAGGUCACGUUCGAUCUCGAUGCCAACGGUAUCAUGAACGUCUCGGCCCUUGAGAAGGGCACUGGUAAGACGAACCAGAUUGUCAUCACCAACGACAAGGGUCGUCUGUCCAAGGAGGAGAUUGAGCGCAUGCUUGCCGAGGCCGAGAAGUUCAAGGAGGAGGACGAGCGCGAGGGCGCCCGUGUUGCUGCCAAGAACGGCCUUGAGUCGUAUGCCUACUCCCUGCGCAACACUCUGAGCGACUCCAAGGUCGACGAGAAGCUCGACGCCGCGGACAAGGAGAAGCUCCGCACCGAGAUCGACAAGAUUGUCAACUGGCUCGACGAGAACCAGCAGGCCAGCAAGGAGGAGUACGAGGAGCACCAGAAGGAGCUCGAGGCCGUUGCCAACCCCAUCAUGAUGAAGUUCUACGGUGCCGGCGGUGCUGGCGGCAUGCCCGGUGGCAUGCCCGGCGCUCCUGGUGGCUUCCCUGGUGCGGGCGGUGCCAGCAACGACAACGACGGCCCGACUGUCGAGGAGGUCGACUAA
Molecule: messenger RNA, 1947 nt
Organism: Canariomyces notabilis
Lineage: Eukaryota; Fungi; Ascomycota; Sordariomycetes; Sordariales; Chaetomiaceae
Product: heat shock protein 70
Exons: 2
Coding region: 1-1947 (648 amino acids)
Cellular component (GO): cytosol; cytoplasm; nucleus
Molecular function (GO): ATP binding; ATP-dependent protein folding chaperone
Source: RefSeq, a predicted model, not a curated record